This is a messenger RNA of Oikopleura dioica, 426 nucleotides long. Lineage: Eukaryota; Metazoa; Chordata; Appendicularia; Copelata; Oikopleuridae. The record is from the annotation of a GenBank genome assembly.
AUGGGUGGCGAGCCCGUUCAAAAAAGUGAAAACCAAAAAACCGUUCAAAAUUUCUUAAAGGAAGAACAGUGCGAAGGGCAGCUUUCAGAAGCCUUCCUGAUGCUCGAUCAGCUGGACAAGAAUCAACGAUCACUGACAGAUGCCAAGGAACGUUACCAGCUUACGGAAAGGAAAGCCUUGACUAACAUGGUUUCACACAUCUUCAUUGCGCAAUGUAAAACCAGCGAAAGACCAGGCGGCUUCUACGAGAACAAACUGGAGCUAUUGACAGAAACUAUCAUCUACUAUGAGCGAUUACACCAUACAAAGCAACGCGAAUUCAAAUCCUUCAAAAACGAGCUAUCGACAGUCGACUCUGAAAGGCUUGAGAAACUGGUGAGCAAAUAUCGGGAACUGCAAGACUCAUCCUCAGCUGCCAAGAACUGA